This is a messenger RNA of Macadamia integrifolia, 2345 nucleotides long. Its product is annotated as serine/threonine-protein kinase MHK-like. Gene Ontology annotation, biological process: protein phosphorylation; intracellular signal transduction. The coding region runs from base 650 to 1969 and encodes 439 amino acids. Lineage: Eukaryota; Viridiplantae; Streptophyta; Magnoliopsida; Proteales; Proteaceae. The record is from RefSeq and is a predicted model, not a curated record. The transcript has 18 exons. Gene Ontology annotation, molecular function: ATP binding; protein serine/threonine kinase activity. Gene Ontology annotation, cellular component: nucleus; cytoplasm.
UUGUUAUUUAAAAAAAAAUUAAUUAUUAUUUAUUCUCAUCCUUUGUUUUCUUCUUCUACCUUUCUUCUGUGGGAAUUCGCUCUAAUGGCGAAGCAGAAAUCUAUUUCUCUUCUGUGUUUUGAUGUUUAACCUUCUCAAAAAAAUUGAUCUCUUCACCUACAUUGCUGAUCAGAAGCUUCAUAUUUGAUUCUCUUUUCUCUGAUCGUUAUUAUUUUGCAGUAUCUGUUCAAGUUCGUCAGCGUAGAUGCUUAGUCAUCCAAGUUUUUGAGAGGUGGUCACUCCCCAAAGUAGAUGGAUUGGAUAUACAUCAAUGAUUGGAAUUUUCUGCGGAUGAAAUUGAACGUUUCCCAUAUUAGAGCUUUCCCGGUUGUGUUGUGGAUAUCCCAGACUUCUUGUAGAUGAUAUCAAUUGACUGCAGCAGAUAGAGGCUGCACCUAAGCAUGUCGAUCAUCUUUUGGGUGAUAUUUAAUCACUCGUAUUGUCAACAGUUUGCUUUUCAGAACAUCUCAUAUUUCAUGUUACAGUUUACUCGUAAUCUCUACUUAAAAUCAACUGGAAGACACUGCAUUACCACUGUGGAGCCUUGUAUCUGGAUGUCACUAGAAGUUCACUGAGGCAUUGCCAUUGGUCACUGGAUAGAGAUCUAAUAAUGGAAAGAUAUAAACUUAUGAAAGAGCUUGGAGAUGGGACCUGUGGAAGUGUAUAUAAGGCCCUCAAUCUUGAGACGCAUGAAAUUGUUGCUGUCAAGAAAAUGAAGAGAAAAUUUUACUUCUGGGAGGAGUGCAUGAAUCUACGUGAAGUUAAGUCCCUAUGCAAGUUGAAUCACCCAAAUAUUGUCAAGUUGAAGGAGAUCGUCAGGGAAAACCAUGAGCUUUUCUUCAUUUUUGAAUACAUGGAAUAUAACCUAUAUCAGAUCAUGAGAGACCGGCAAGGCCCAUUUUCUGAGGCAGAGAUACGAAACCUUAUGUCACAAGUGUUGCAGGGUCUUGCAUACAUGCAUAAAAAUGGAUACUUUCAUCGGGACCUAAAACCUGAGAAUCUCUUGGUCACAAAUGAUGUUAUAAAGAUAGCUGAUUUUGGACUAGCUAGAGAAGUGACAUCAAGGCCUCCAUAUACUGAUUAUGUUUCUACACGGUGGUACCGGGCACCAGAGGUUUUGUUGCAAUCAUCAGCAUACACGCCUGCAAUAGACAUGUGGGCAAUUGGUGCAAUAUUAGCUGAGCUUUUCACAUUGUGCCCUAUUUUUCCUGGUGAAAGUGAAACAGAUCAGCUUUACAAAAUAUGCUGUGUUCUUGGAACUCCAGAUUGGACCACUUUUCCUGAAGAGAUGAAUGUGUCACGCUUAAUCAAUUUUAGUUUUUCCAAGAUUGAGCCUGCCAAUCUUUCAGAUAUCAUUCAUAAUGCUAGCUUGGAAGCGAUUGAUUUGAUCACGCAACUAUGCUCGUGGAACCCACAAAGGAGACCGACUGCGGAGCAAGCUCUUCAGCAUCCAUUUUUCCAUGUGGGAAUGUGGGUUCCUUACCCACUCCGGGACCCAUUUCAACCAAAAUCAAACAACAUGGUAGUAUCAGAGCCAAAGCUUGAGUUGAAUCUGUGGGACUUCGGCACUGAACCAGACGAUUGCUUCCUUGGCUUGACCCUGGCAGUGAAGCCCAGUGUCUCAAACUUAGAAAUGGUUCAUCGGGCCUCUCAAAACACUAGAAAGGAAAUUCUUUUUUGCUCUGGUUUUCAAAAUCAUUCAGAUCAGUCAGCAUUGUGGCCCCUGCUAUCUCUGAGUCAAAGUGGAGAUGACAUACCGGUGAUGCCUUCAUUACCAUCGUCAUACAUGGUUAGCAGUCAAGUUUCUUGUCCAACAAUUGGGGUUCCACACCCAACAGGAUUCACAAUGGCAUCUCUGCAGCCUAAUAUCCUAGACCGGUCACCACUGGUCGCUGUCUCCUCACCAUUCCAGCAUGGUCAGUACCUUUGAGCAAGUGCUGUGAAAGAAGUUUAGAUUAUUGGGUUGAAGCUGGGUUGAAGAUUUCUUCGAACCCAUAAAUUGUUGAUAGUUCAUUAAAAGAGAAACAAGUGGAUAUUUCUACUAGUGCUCCAUUUGUGAGUUCUACAAAUGUAGCUUCUUAGCUUGAUGCCACUGAAAUGGCUUAAAAUGCUACACCAAACUCAUGUAACAAGUUGCAAUUUGCAAACCCUCAGUUUCCAAAACUAUUUCCUGUGGGACCAUUCAAAAACAAAGAGGGGGAGGGGAGAGGGGAAUGGAAAUAACCCUGUUCUCCCCGAUUACGAAAUUAAUUGAGGUUCUAUGUUUUAUGAUGUAAAAUAUAUAUAUAUUUUUUGGGUUAGAUGCA